This is a messenger RNA of Leishmania major strain Friedlin, 972 nucleotides long. RefSeq names its product nitroreductase-like protein. The coding region runs from base 1 to 972 and encodes 323 amino acids. Lineage: Eukaryota; Euglenozoa; Kinetoplastea; Trypanosomatida; Trypanosomatidae. Gene Ontology annotation, molecular function: oxidoreductase activity. The record is from RefSeq and is a predicted model, not a curated record. The transcript has a single exon.
AUGCUUCGCCGCAGCCCCCGCUUGCUAUUGGUUGCAGCAGGGGCCCGCCCUGCCGCCUCCACCCCUCGAGCCAGCGAGGCCGCCGGCACCUGUGGCAACGAGGAGCGCCACAGCAACACCAGCAGUGGCCAUGGUGGUUUUCUAGCCACACUGCGCCAUCUCGUGGCGUGGAACCGCACGAACGCGGCGGCCGCCGCAUCGUCGUCAUCCGUGUCGUGCGCAGAAACCCCAGCAUGCGUCAGCAGCAGCGCAGCACUCGACGCCGUCGAGGCCGUCGUGCGCGACCGGUGGACGUGCCGGCAGUUCGACACGGCGAAGCCGAUAGACCUCGACACUCUCAAGCGCGUCUUGGCGGCGACGACCCGCGCCCCGACUGGUUUCAACCUUCAGGGGUGGCACGCGGUCGUCGUCACCAAUGAGGCGGUGCGGGAGCAGCUCUUCAAGGCAGCGCUCGGCCAGCCGCAGGUGCUGCAGGCGCCGGCAACUGUCGUCUUCGUUGGGGACACAGAGCCGGAGCGGAACGCGCCGCAGGCGCUUGAGAUGGGUCUCGAGACGGGCUACUACAGCCCCCUCUACGGUGCCACCUACCUCCGCAACAUCUACUACCUCAUGCACGGCGGUCCUAUGCAGUCGAUGGCCGCCGUAAAGUCGGUCGUGAGUGCGUGGUACAGCCGGGCGGCUGGCACGCCGCUCAUCUCCGUCCCGGUGAGCCGCACCGGCUACGCGUGGAAGCAGACGAUGAUUCCGGCGACGACGUUCGUGAAUCUCUGCACCGCCGCCGGCUGGGAGACUUGCAUGAUGGAGGGCAUCGACGAAGAUGCCGUGAAGCGCGCGUUGGGAGUGCCGGCGGAACGAUACACUGUGCCGGUCAUCAUCAGCGUCGGCUACGCGACCGCCACGGAGGCCGAGAAACGUCAGGUGUGCAGCUCGCGCUUCGCGACGCCACACACCGUGCGGUGGAACAAGUUCUAG